AUGGCUUCUUCUGCCUUUGUCUUGCACCGCCUACCACGCAUCAUUGCGAGAACGCGACCAUCUUCAUCAUUGACGCCGCUGCGGAGAGCGCUGUCGACAUUGCCUAACAAUCCUCACAUUUACGUUCAUGAUGCCCCCGACUCGACGCGUCACAAGAUCCUCUCCUACCUGCCCAAUGAACCCACCAUCGCCUCUCUCGCCAUUGGCACUACCACGGAGAUCCCACCGACUCCCAAAUCCCUCGUCGAGAAUCCUCAAUUCUUGCAGAUUCUGCACUGGGUGAUCAAAGAUCAUGCCGUCAACGAUCCAGACGUGCAAGCGCAAGCUGCCAUGUAUGCGUCCCAAGCCGGCAGCGCCCUCGGUAGCGGCGGCACCUUCUUUCCUGCCAACCACCCAUCACAGCAGCGACAGCGACGGAAGACCAAGACCAAAGAGUAUGGUGGAGGAGGUGGCGGAGAUGCCGGAGCGAGUGCACAGGGCGGUAUGGGAGGUGCGGGCAGAGGAGGGUACAUUCAUGUCAGUGACCAGAGGUACCCGCCCGACUUUGGACGGGUUGCGUAUCCCGAGGAUAUAUUUGGCAGUCUUGAACUGGACUCGACGGGAAAUUUUGUGGACGGUACCGGACGCUAUCAGGCUGGCAAUACUUACCGGGUCGUGACGCAUGAAGGAAUUCUGGGACUCAGCGCAUACUUGCGGGAGCGACUGCUGGAAAAGUUACGUGAGCUCGAUGCGCAGGCUCGGCAGAAUGCGUAG
This is a messenger RNA of Sphaerulina musiva SO2202, 753 nucleotides long. RefSeq lists its product as uncharacterized. The coding region runs from base 1 to 753 and encodes 250 amino acids. The record is from RefSeq and is a predicted model, not a curated record. The transcript has 2 exons. NCBI's taxonomy places the organism in Eukaryota, Fungi, Ascomycota, Dothideomycetes, Mycosphaerellales, Mycosphaerellaceae.